AUGUCUUGGACACGCCUUAUUCGGUUCGUCGAUGUAAAUGGGGAAGAGCACUACGGUGAUGCGUGCAUCGAGAAGGAUACCGAGCUGCGAGAGAGAUUAGCGGCCAACGAAUUAUAUGCCGUUAGGAUCGAAGGUAAAAGCCCGUUUGGUCAAACGAAAAGAGGAGACCGCGUCCAAGUCAAGAGUCUGAGAGAUAUUCUCAGGCCAGAAGAAGUGCCGAUCAUACGAUGUAUCGGGCUAAAUUACAUCAAGCAUAUUCAAGAAGGAGGUCGGAAGCCACCCCCUUAUCCAUCCGUAUUCAUUAAGCCAUCAACAUCUAUUGCGGGAUCUACAGAAGACAUCCCAAUCCCAAAGAUCGCUCAAGACGGCACAUUAGAUUAUGAAGGAGAAUUGGCGAUUGUUAUUGGCAAGACAGGAAAGAACAUUCCGGAAACCUCUGCUCUCGAGUACGUAGCAGGGUACUGCGUCGCUAAUGAUGUUUCCGCUCGUGGUUGGCAGCGAGAUCCUGCUAAGGCAGGUGGCGUUCCGCAGUGGUGUUUCAGUAAGGGGUUCGAUAAAUUCGCGCCGUUAAGUCCUAUGCUAGUGUCCCCCUCCGUAGUCGGUGCAGCGAAUGAACUCCACUUGCAAACAUUUGUGAAUGGAGAGGAAAGACAGAACACUAGCACGGGGGACUUACUUUUUGGCGUUGAAAAGAUCGUGAGCUUUUGCAGCCAAGGUACAACGUUGGAAGCGGGUACUGUUAUUCUGACGGGAACCCCUUCUGGGGUUGCUAUGGGGAUGAAAGAGCCCAAAUAUUUGAAUGAUGGUGAUAUCGUGGAGGUGAGGAUAUCUCAUCUAGGGAGUGUUAGAAAUAAGAUGGCAUUUGAAUAAUUUUGGAAAAGAUUAGUUAAGCUAGAUGAGGUAGAAACUGAGAGCUAAUGACCUCUGAACGUUGGUAUCCUAAUAAAGAAUCCCGCUAGGCAUGCUGUUCAGCCAUUGGUAAUUGUCGACAUCAAAAUCGAAAGAGUUAAUAUCGAAAUCUGUUGGAUUUAUAGGUUCG
Annulohypoxylon maeteangense is the source of this 1039-nucleotide messenger RNA. Its product is annotated as fumarylacetoacetate hydrolase. Lineage: Eukaryota; Fungi; Ascomycota; Sordariomycetes; Xylariales; Hypoxylaceae. Gene Ontology annotation, molecular function: catalytic activity. The coding region runs from base 1 to 870 and encodes 289 amino acids. The transcript is spliced from 4 exons. The record is from RefSeq and is a predicted model, not a curated record.